Molecule: messenger RNA, 3386 nt
Organism: Arabidopsis arenosa
Lineage: Eukaryota; Viridiplantae; Streptophyta; Magnoliopsida; Brassicales; Brassicaceae
Source: the annotation of a GenBank genome assembly
UCACAUUGUGUACUUCUCUUAUGGAUAAUAAUUCCGUAAUCAAAAGCCAGGGUGAGCUCGAAAUCCAAUCGGAGGCCGAGGCGGAGGCGUAUGAGUCGUACGUCAACGCAGCUUUAGAAGAUGGUCAGACCGCAAAAAAAUCUGUCCAACGGAAUUAUGCAACUGUUCUGACAGAGGAAGAUAUUCGAGAACUAAUGGAAAUUGACAUUCAAAGUGUUUCAGAUUUUACUUCCCUCUCCAAAGCGGAAGCCACACUUCUGCUUUCUCACUUGAGAUGGGAUGUUGAUGACAUUCGUGAACAAUGGUCUGCUGAUGCUCAGAUUGUUAGAGAAAGCGUCGGCUUAUUGGAGCUUGAUCCAUCUUCUGAUGACAACGAGUAUUUUUGCGGAGCCUGUGGCAAAUCAGACCCACAUAAGAACUUCGCAUCAGUUUCUUGUGGCCAUCGUAUAUGCACUCUCUGCUGGACAAGUCAUAUCAACAAAAUCAUCAGUGAAAAGCCAUCUGCUGAAUGGAAUCUUUGGCUGAAAUGCCCUGUUCGUGUUGGUCUCCACGCUUCUUGUCCAGCUUCUGUUGGUCGAGAUAUGAUUGAGAGAUUUGCUUCCAAGGAAGAGAAGUUCAAGUACACUCAAUAUCUCCUUAGAACUUACGUUGAGAACAGAGAAAUGAUGAAAUGGCAUCCUAUCCCGGGGUCUAGAUGCGCGAUUGAUCUUAGUCCUGAUUCUGGAGAUGCCAGUGUCUCCUGUCUCCGUUUGGUUAGAUUCUGUUGGAAGUGCAGAGAGGAUGCUCACAGCCCUGUGGACUGUAAAACUGCUGCAAAAUGGCUACUAGAAAAUGCGGUACCUUGUCCCACGUGUAAGCUAAGUAUCCUACGAAAUCAAGAUAAUUCACUGAAGAUGAAAUGCUUACCCUGUAACUACGAUUUCUGUUGGUACUGCCGUCUCCACUGGAUUGAACACCUGGGUGAUUCAUACACUUGUAACUUCUAUGCUGUCUCGAGUGAUCAAAGUGGGGAUAUGUCAGAAUCUGAUCCAAAUAGAUACGAAGAUUGUUAUGAAGAUUGGAGCAGUAAUGAAUUGUUGAUGCAAAAAGCAGAAGCAAACCUGCCAAAACUAGAUACUGCUAUUCAGGAUCUAAGUAACACACAGUUAGAAAACGUAUCACAGCUUAACUUCAUCCUAGAAGCUGGGCUUCAGGUCAUAGAAUGUCUAAGGGUCCUGAAAUGGACUUAUGUUUAUGGAUAUUACCUUAGAGAGGAUGAGGUCGGGAAGCAAAAUUUAUUGAAGGAUACGCAAGAGAGGUUGAAAUUUUUUGUGGAGAAUCUCAAACACUGUUUGGAGACUAAUCUGCAGCCGUUUUGUUACGAGGAGGAACCAUCAAAGGAUUUCAAAGCCUUCCGCAUCAAGUUAACUGAACUAACUAGCCUAACGCGGAACCACUAUGAGAAUGUGAUCAUGGAUUCCGAUGAUGAUAUGCUUGAUGCCCACGAUAUGGAAUCUGGAGAUGAUGAUUACUACAGCGGCGGCACCGAUGAUUACGAUGAUAGUGAUGAUGUUGAAACUGAUUACGGGUUUGGUGAGGCAGACGCCGACGAUUCCGCCAUUAUCGCCUCCCAUCGCUCUCAGAUAAAUUAUGUUGUUCUCAAGGAAGAAGAUAUUCGCAGGCAUCAGAACGAUGAUGUUGGGCGAGUUUCCGUGGUCCUCUCCAUAACCGAUGUCGAAGCAAGCAUUUUACUUCUUCACUAUCACUGGAGUGUUAGUAAAGUUCAUGAUGAAUGGUUUGCCGAUGAGGAGAGAAUUCGGAGAACUGUUGGCAUAUUAGAGGGACCUGUUGUUCCAACACCUAAAGGCAGAGAACUUACAUGUGGAAUAUGCUUUGAAUCCUACCCUCUUGAGCAAAUUGUAUCGGUUUCUUGUGGUCAUCCUUUCUGCACUACAUGUUGGACGGGUUACAUAAGCACAACCAUCAAUGAUGGCCCAGGAUGUUUGAUGCUAAAAUGUCCUGAGCCUUCUUGUCCUGCUGCUAUUGGUCGAGAUAUGAUCGAUAAAUUGGCUUGUAAGGAAGACAAGGAGAAGUAUUAUAGAUAUUUUCUUAGAUCUUAUGUUGAAGACAACAGAAAGAUGAAGUGGUGUCCUGCCCCAGGAUGUGAGCAUGCAAUUGAUUUUGCUGCUGGGACUGAAAGUUAUGAUGUUUCGUGCUUGUGUUCGUAUAGCUUUUGCUGGAAUUGCACUGAAGAGGCUCACCGUCCUGUGGAUUGUGACACAGUUGGGAAAUGGAUACUAAAGAACAGCGCUGAAUCUGAAAAUAUGAAUUGGAUACUUGCUAAUUCAAAGCCUUGUCCAAGGUGUAAGCGGCCAAUUGAAAAGAAUCAUGGCUGUAUGCACAUGACAUGCACACCACCUUGUAAACAUGAGUUUUGUUGGCUUUGCCUUAACGCAUGGACAGAGCACGGGGAAAGAACUGGUGGAUUUUAUGCCUGCAAUCGGUAUGAGGCGGCUAAGCAAGAAGGGUUGUAUGAUGAGGCUGAAAGGAGGCGAGAGAUGGCAAAAAAUUCGCUAGAGAGAUACACUCAUUACUAUGAACGCUGGGCAAGCAAUCAAGUGUCGAGGCAAAAAGCUAUGGGGGAUCUGCAGAAAAUGCAAUCAGAGAAGCUUGGGAAGCUUAGUGACAUACAGUGCACACCAGAAUCUCAGCUCAAGUUUAUCGCAGCAGCUUGGCUCCAGAUCAUUGAAUGCAGACGGGUACUUAAAUGGACAUAUGCAUAUGGAUACUAUCUACCAGAUCAUGCUAAGCGACAAUUUUUUGAGUAUUUGCAAGGGGAGGCUGAGUCAGGUUUGGAGAGGCUCCACAAAUGCGUGGAGAAGGAUUUAGAGGUGUUUCAAAUUGCUGACGGCCCUUCAGAUGAAUUCAAUCAUUUCCGGACAAAAUUAACUGGUUUAACCAGCAUAACAAAAACCUACUUCGAAAAUCUGGUGAAAGCUCUGGAGAAUGGUCUUGCUGAUGUGGAUAUACAAGCUGCUAGCAGCAAACCAGCAAACUCUAAAUCGUCUAGCAAGACAAAAGGCGGUGGGAAAGGUAAAGGAAGCUCCAAAAAUGGCGGUUCCAGCAGAAACCCAGAUGACAAUUGAGAUCUCUCAGGUUUCAGUUGCAUCACUCAGUCUCUCUCACAAAGGUCUAGAUUACUCGGGAAGAAGAAGAAAGAUUUCUUAAGAGUUCAGCAAAUUGGAGAAAGGUUUGGGGUUUACAAUACUUUUGAGUACACUCCUGUGAGUUUGAAGGCUGUUAAGGCACAAGACUGCACGCACAAGUGAACUAUCUAUCUCUGUCUUAAGGGUUCAUGUUAGUCUUUGGUUACCCUAAAUAUUGUAUAGUAAAAAAGAAUCUGCACA